AUGUCAACGGAAUGGUUUUUUAUUCGAUCUGUAAAAAGUGGAAACGUUAUUGCAGCAAGCACAAACGAUCCAGAAACAGCAUUACGUUCGCAAGUGAUUGUUACUGUACCGACACUGUCUGAUACACAACUCUGGUGCUGGAAAGAUCAAUUUCUGUACAAUAAAGCAACCAAUUUAGUACUUGAUAUUCGUAAAGGUAAAUUAAGAUUGGUUGAAGACACCGAAAUUUGUCUGUACAGCGCCAAACCGUUAGCAGAAGCACAUAAUCAACUUUGGGGCGUUCGUCAAGAUGCUACCGACAUCUACGGCAGGUCACUUCCUGGUUCUUACAUAUUUUCUUCAUCCAGCAAUGAAUGGGUUUUGGAUAUCCAGUUUGCCCAUGAUGGCACUCAAAAACUGGUUUUAUUUCCCUUUCAAUCUAUCGAUAACGAAACUCAGCGCUGGCUCUUCGUUCCUGAAGGGCAACUAGAUCUUACUGUACCAAUCUCAGAAAUUCUAGCCUUAACAAAAAGACCUUCCUAUUCAUCCACAGCCUCUUCAGCAAGUAGUAUAAUAGUUACGCCGCCAGGAUCAGUGGCAUUUACAGACUAUCCAUCACCUGGGGUUGAGCUUGAAUAUCCUCAAGCACUUACUCCAGCUAAGCGUGGCUCUCAUUCUACAAUAUAUUCAGCUGAAGUAUUCAAAGACUACCAUUUCCGGGUAUAUCAAUCUCAAGACACUAAUAUUAGUGACAAAGGCAUUGCAAUGGCUGCUGCAUAUCACGUCUUCCAAAAUUGGAAAAUGGAUCAAAUCAGCGAUGAUAUAAUGGCAGACCUUCCUUCUUCAAGUGAGACCCGCGUACGCCUUCAAUAUCUGACAAAGAAUGAGGUUAUGAAAAUCUUAUCAAAUACACAAUUAUACCCUGCAAACAACAAAGAUAAUGCGUGUGCUUUGUCUGGCCGGCUUAUUACUCAACUUCUUAAACAAGCCUAUCUCAUCUGUACACAAACUUGCCUUCCCAAUUUAGCAAAGAUAAGACUUUCGACCUGUUUUUAUGACCUCACGAAGCAUAAAGACAAGAAAAGAGAUGUAUGUAAUUACAGAGUGUUUAGAGCCGCAUGUAUGAAGUGCUCAAGGAGCUUGAUUGGUGAACAAUUGGUCGGCCAUUUGGAUGCUAGCAGUGAGUCUGUAGGUUCGCAUAUUGAAAAUGAGUAUUCAACAUUGAAAGUUCACAUUGCUCACUACAUACAUUACCAAUUGUCCCUUGACUUUUUUAUUGAAUCAUGUUCAAGUAUGAAAUACGCAUGUGGUGAUUUUUCAAUAUCGCACAAAGACCUUUUGGUCCUUAAAGUUACUAGGCUAAUCUUUAUACUUAGUCAGUCCUUAUAA
Molecule: messenger RNA, 1368 nt
Organism: Mycotypha africana
Lineage: Eukaryota; Fungi; Mucoromycota; Mucoromycetes; Mucorales; Mycotyphaceae
Exons: 7
Coding region: 1-1368 (455 amino acids)
Source: RefSeq, a predicted model, not a curated record